This is a messenger RNA of Betta splendens (Siamese fighting fish), 711 nucleotides long. RefSeq names its product peptidylprolyl isomerase (cyclophilin)-like 1 (gene ppil1). Gene Ontology annotation, biological process: protein peptidyl-prolyl isomerization; protein folding. NCBI's taxonomy places the organism in Eukaryota, Metazoa, Chordata, Actinopteri, Anabantiformes, Osphronemidae. The record is from RefSeq and is a predicted model, not a curated record. The coding region runs from base 150 to 650 and encodes 166 amino acids. Gene Ontology annotation, molecular function: peptidyl-prolyl cis-trans isomerase activity. The transcript is spliced from 4 exons. Gene Ontology annotation, cellular component: catalytic step 2 spliceosome.
CUAACAUACAGAGGAAAUGAACGGCGAGCAGAGAAGAAGAAACUUUCCCUGUAUUGUAUUGAAUUAAUGUGCUAGCCUGAAGAUUGAUACAGUCCUUAAUCAAAGUAACAUAUUUGCUGCGUUUUGAAUGUUAGUAUUUUCCGGGGACAAUGUCAGGGAUACCGCCAGACACAUGGCAGCCUCCAACAGUGGCUUUGGACACGACAAUGGGGACCGUUGUGGUGGAACUGUAUUGGAAUCACGCACCAAGGACGUGCAAGAACUUCGCAGAGCUGUGCCGAAGAGGAUACUACAACAACACGAGGUUUCACCGGAUCAUCAAAGACUUCAUGGUACAGGGAGGAGAUCCCACAGGGACAGGUCGUGGUGGUGCCUCCAUUUACGGUAAACAGUUUGAAGAUGAACUGAGUCCAGAACUGAAAUUCACAGGUGCUGGUAUUCUGGCGAUGGCCAAUGCUGGACCAGACACUAAUGGUAGCCAGUUCUUUCUGACCCUGGGACCCACUCAGUGGCUGGAUGGAAAGCACAGUAUUUUUGGAAGGGUAUACCAGGGAAUGGGGGUGCUGAACCGGAUUGGGAUGGUGGAGACAAAUGGUCAGGAUCGCCCGGCUGAUGAUAUCAAAAUUAUUAGAGCUACUGUUCCAAAUUAAGCAGAUUUCUGUUUUUGUUUUUUUUAUUUUUUUUUAAAUAAAUAUGUGUUCAAUUUAUAAA